AUGGGUUCUCCUCGUCUUCGAAUCGAAGGAACGACCUUCAAAGACCCGGAUAAUCGAGAAAUUACACUUAGGGGGAUCAAUGUUGCUGGAGAAUCCAAAUAUCCCAAAAUCCCGGAUAUUCCUUCGCAUGUACCUGACAAGUUCUUUGAGACCGACGACGUUUCAUUCAUUGGUCGGCCAUUUUCCCUUGAUGACGCACAUACACACUUCGCGAGGCUACGGAAAUGGGGCUAUAAUACCAUACGGUAUCUGUUCACCUGGGAGGCCAUCGAGCACGCAGGUCCGGGGAAAUAUGAUGAUGAAUGGAUCGCAUUCACCAUCGAAGUCCUUCGGGUUGCUAAGCAGUAUCAAUUCUACGUGUUCAUGGAUCCUCACCAGGAUGUGUGGUCCAGACUUUCAGGAGGAUCCGGUGCCCCAGGGUGGACUCUUUACGCAGCAGGGCUGAAUCCAAGAACUUUCAAGAAGACCGAGGCUGCUCUUGUUCAGAAUACGUAUGACGGUCCGGCAGAGUUCCCAAAAAUGAUUUGGAGUACCAAUUACACCCGGCUCGUCUGUCAGACCAUAUUCACAUUGUUUUGGGCUGGCCGAGACUUUGCACCCAAGGCAAUCAUAAAUGGUGUGAACAUCCAAGAUUACCUUCAGGGCCACUUCAUCGCUGCGUGCAAAUAUUUCGCCCAGAAGAUCCAUGAGGCUGGCGACCUGGAAAAUGAAGUUGUUAUUGGAUGGGAAAGCAUGAACGAGCCCCAUAGAGGACUUAUUGGUGUCCAAGACAUAUCCAUGAUUCCACCUGAACAACAACUCCAAUUAGGAACAUCUCCGACCGCCUUUCAGGCAAUGCUGACGGGAUCUGGACGGGCGUGCGAGGAGACAACAUGGGCGUUCGGCGGUUUUGGACCUCACCAGACUGGCCGGGUACUUGUGGAUCCUGAGGGCGAAUCCGCAUGGCUACCCGCAAGUUAUGAUGACCAUAAGUACGGUUGGAAGAGAGAUCCAGGAUGGAAACUAGGAGAGUGUCUAUGGGCACAACAUGGCGUCUGGGAUCCGUCAACGGACCGAUUACUCAGGAAAGACUAUUUUGCUAAGAAGCCUCAAAGCGGCGAACCAUUGAAUUACGACGUCUUCACAAACACAUAUUUCAUGGAGCAUUACAGAGCCUAUAAAGAUGCCAUCAGAAGUGUAUGGCCUGAAUCCAUCAUGCUUUGCCAGCCUCCUGUUAUGGAAGUACCCCCUGAUCUCAAGGGUUCUUUUGAUGACGACCCUAACAUGGUUCAUGCCGUACACUAUUACGACGGACUUACCCUAUUGACAAAGCACUGGAAUCGACUAUACAAUGUUGAUGUGAUUGGUGUGCUCCGUGGAAAAUAUUUGGCGCCGGCGUUCGCUGUCAAGAUAGGGGAGACGGCUAUCCGAAACUGCUUGCGCGAUCAGCUUAAGUAUCUGAGAGAUGAGAGCCUACGUUUUAUGGGGAACCAUCCUAUGAUCUUCACGGAAAUUGGAAUCCCCUAUGACAUGGAUGAUAAGUACGCGUACAAAACAGGUGAUUACGGCAGUCAAAUUAGUGCAAUGGAUGCCAACCAUUUCGCCCUGGAAGGCAGCGCUGCCAAUGGCUUUACAUUAUGGCUCUAUACAACACAGAACAAUCAUGAAUGGGGCGAUAAUUGGAACGGCGAGGACCUCUCGAUCUUCUCCCUGGACGACCCCGAGCUGCCGAGCGGUAAGCUAUUAGCGAUUAAAAGCGCAUCACGAUCGCGGUCUGACUCUCAUUCUCCAGCCUACUCUGAGAGUCAGAGCAACAUAGAAGAUCAACACGUGGGGCCAUCGAAUCUGAAGGACGCUUUGCGACCGGUCUCUAUCACUUCCGAAGUCUCUUCCCAAGCGUCGAAAGAUCAUGCAGGCUUUCGCGCAGCGGAGGCUUACAUUCGGCCAAGUCCGAUUUUCACCAACGGCUCUCUCACACAAUAUGGCUUUGAUUUACGGAAUUGCAUAUUCACCAUGUCAUUAGUGGCUCAAGAGAAGGCCGUCCGAGGAGAGCGGCCGACAGAAAUCUACCUGCCGGACUUCCACUUUCCCGAUACGCAUACUGUGGUAGCUGUCAGCGGUGGUCAGUGGACCCUUGAUUAUGCUGAGAUCGACUCUGUGAAGAUCCAACGGCUUCGGUGGUGGCAUCCGGAAGGGAACCAGGACAUAAAGAUCCAAGGGAUCAAACGCAAACCAGGCGACCUGACCAAGGUCUCCGGAGACGAUUUGACUUAUUUGGAGCAGUGCCAGCGUGCCGCAUGUACUGUGAUGUAGGGAUAAUUAGGUUAGGGUUCUGUCUAAUAUUCCAUUCGGUACGGUUUGGCGCACUAGGAAGGUUUUGUCUCUUAAUUAUAUGGGUUGAAGCAAGGACACUCAACGUUUUAGCUUUAUUUUUUUGCUUUUUCUUUUUUUGAUAAAGGACAACAACAAAAUAUGUGAAAACUUUCAUAAUAAUCAGUGAUAAUGAGUGAAUCAGACUGGGGAAUCAGUUUGACGAGCGGGAGAUAUCUGAAGGUACUAGUACAUAAAUAACAUUGCCGUGGAUAUAAGAAAUGAGUGUAAAUCGGAGGCGGUGUGUGGGCGGAACCCCUCCUACAGUCGGUGUGGUGAUUGGAGCGGUAGCGCGUGGAAAAUUCUCUCCCAAGAGGUUGGAAGUUGAAGGUGGGCGGGCGUUUGCCUGAUGAUUGUUCCCUUUACUAACUUUUGGUUCCCUCUUUCCCAAUCACAACAACCCGCGUCAAAUCAUAGAAGUACUAAUCACACUCUCCCCCUUUUUAAGGAAAACGUGGUGGAUCAACCAGUGCUCUUUCUC
Aspergillus alliaceus is the source of this 2830-nucleotide messenger RNA. RefSeq names its product sterylglucosidase 1. The transcript is spliced from 4 exons. Gene Ontology annotation, biological process: carbohydrate metabolic process; ergosteryl 3-beta-D-glucoside catabolic process. Gene Ontology annotation, molecular function: steryl-beta-glucosidase activity. The record is from RefSeq and is a predicted model, not a curated record. NCBI's taxonomy places the organism in Eukaryota, Fungi, Ascomycota, Eurotiomycetes, Eurotiales, Aspergillaceae. The coding region runs from base 1 to 2292 and encodes 763 amino acids.